Molecule: messenger RNA, 1780 nt
Organism: Chenopodium quinoa (quinoa)
Lineage: Eukaryota; Viridiplantae; Streptophyta; Magnoliopsida; Caryophyllales; Amaranthaceae
Product: mediator of RNA polymerase II transcription subunit 15-like
Exons: 6
Coding region: 693-1736 (347 amino acids)
Source: RefSeq, a predicted model, not a curated record
UUAUUUUUUGGACAAGGCUAAUUGCGUGAUUAGUUCCUUGAUUUUUGCUAAACGUUUUAGACUGAUUACAUUUGACCGUUUUUUCAAAACUGAUUAAUCACUACAAGAAAAACGGGUUUGGGCGACGAACUUCAUUAGUAUGGGCAACGAAAUAUGUUGUCGUUGCACAAAAAUGUUAAUAUGGGCUUCUAAUCCAAUUUCGUUGCCCAAAUCUAUAUUUUGGGCGACGAAAUACAAUCCCGUAGCCCAAUAUGACUUUUGUGCCACGAGUAUAUAUAUAUGGGCUACCAAUUUUUGUUUCGUUGCCCAAAUUUAAUAAAACGACAAAUUAAUUUAAUUCUACAGUCGCCCAAAACUUAAAAAUAAGGCGGAAAUUUUAAUUUUUAUUUUGUAAUUUCCCACGUUCACAAAUUAGUAUAGAGUUCUCUCGCGGUUUUUCCCAAACUAAUGAACUCUUAAUUCUAUUCAAAAAAAAAAUGAACUACUCUUAAUUAAUCAGGUAUUCAACUCCCACCUCACCUCUAAUUCAAUCUUCUCCCUAAAACGAAACCCUCGUACUCUACCUCUAAUUGCAUAAUCUUCUCCUCAAAUCAGGUUUUUUCGGUGGCCGCUCCGAUCUAGUCUGGUUCUCUCCGACGCGGCACACAAUAUCUUACACUACACUCGCAUCUAAAGAGUAUCUAUUCAGGAAAAUGGCAAUUGAGCAAGUGCAGCGGGAUGCAUCACAGUUGCCUAAGACAAGGCAAGCGUCAAGUACAAGGCAACAUGUGCACAAUGUGCAACAACAGAAUACAAAGCAGCAACAACAACAAAAUGCAGAACAGCAACAAGAAACUGUCCAGCAACAACAACUGCAGAUUGUGGGGCAGCAACAACAAACUGUCCAGCAGCAACAACAGCAGAAUGUGCAUCAGCAGCAACAACAGCAGAUUGUGGGGCAGCAACAACAACCGAAUCAGGAGCAGCAGCAUGAUGCAGAAGCAUCAACUAGUGAUCAGUCCAGAGAGCAAAGAUUGACAUACCGGGAGAAACGAAGGCUUGAACAAGCUGAACAUCGACUAAAGUUUCCUGAUCGUAAGAGGCGUGGGCCAACUAGGGGUAAGAAAUAUGUUACUAAGAUGUGGAAUCCUAAUUCUGAAGAAAAGAUUAAAAUAAAUUUCAUGGAUGAGCUUCGACGGGUGGUUGGUGAAAAGGCAGAUGAAUUCAUAUGUGAUUGUAGCAAUUGGGUGAAAGAAUUUUGUCCCCUCAAGUCAUUGAAUUGGACUAAAAUGGAUUCAGGUGCAAAAGAGAGGCUGUAUAAAAAGAUUCGAGCUAAAUAUGAUUUACCUGAUAAAGUUGCUGGUGCUGAUGUUACUGAUGCGUUGAGCUUUCAGUGCUCCAUGUUGUAUAAACAUUGGAGAUUUAGGCUUAAAGAGAAAUACUUUAGAAACAAGUCUAUUGCAGAUGCUAUAAAUAGCAGACCAGAUAAUAUUGAUGCUAACCAAUGGACAUGGCUAGUAUGUGAGUAUUGGAAUGAUGAAAAGCAAAAGCGUAUUAGUAAAGUUAACACGGAUAAUAAGCUUAAGCAAACUGAAACUCCUGCAAAUGGUGCAAGGUCUACCGCAAGAAUUUUCCAUGAAUUGAUGAAUGUGCAACAAACUCAAGGUAGUCAAGAACAUGAAGGAUCAUCAGAUAAUCCACUUGAAACUCAACAGGAUCCUCUGUACAUCACCUUAUUUGAGAAAACUAAAAAGUAAUCAAUAGUCCCUUGGUGGUUUUUUUUAGUAUUUUUUUAUAUAAG